This is a messenger RNA of Pristis pectinata (smalltooth sawfish), 2594 nucleotides long. RefSeq names its product SPRY domain-containing SOCS box protein 1-like. NCBI's taxonomy places the organism in Eukaryota, Metazoa, Chordata, Chondrichthyes, Rhinopristiformes, Pristidae. Gene Ontology annotation, molecular function: protein binding. The record is from RefSeq and is a predicted model, not a curated record. Gene Ontology annotation, cellular component: SCF ubiquitin ligase complex. The transcript is spliced from 3 exons. Gene Ontology annotation, biological process: proteasome-mediated ubiquitin-dependent protein catabolic process; intracellular signal transduction. Bases 730 to 1551 code for a protein of 273 amino acids.
GGGCGGUAAGCCUGUGUGCGGUGGUUGGAGGAAAGGGCGUCACCAUCUGUUCCUCAUUCCCAGAUCAGUGAAUUAGUAGCCCGAUGUGAUGAGAUCAGCUGGAUCAGCUUUCACGGCAGGGCAUUGCACUCGUUUCAUCUGGAGACUUCUCCAUCUGGGCUGCCGGUCUCUCUUUUUCUCUCUCUCUCAGUCACUGAAAGCAAGGUCUUUUAACACUACCCUGUGAUGGAACGGUACAUGCUUUACCAGAAGUGAUUACUGUCUUUAGCCUGCAUGUUUUGCUUUAACUGCUUUGUCUGCCUGUCUGACUUCACACGGAGUCGGGAACCCCUUUUGGUGCUGACUACGACGCUGAUAAGUGUUUCCCACAGCUUCUGCAAUGCAAGUUGAAUUGGUCCAGGAUUCUGGCUUUCUCCCUCUUUCUUUUAUUUGUUUUCUCUAAGCUGCUUUUCCUCACCUGAAAGUGCAUCUGAGCUUGUAUACAGCUAGUGGAAUUUCUGCAAAAGUUUCAUGGACAACACAGCAUGUUUUUGAGUUAGGUCUAUCCUGGACCUUCUAAUUCUGCUCCAAAAUACUGGCAGGUUUUAUGAUCUACUUGAAGGAACUUGUUCUCUGACUGCGAAUAGGAGAAGUAAAUCAGUCUGCUUGUCACACUGUUGGAUGACUGAAGAGCUUACAUGAGGUAACAGCAGGACAAGACAACCAUCUCAGUGGUUUUUAAGCCAAGAAAUGGGCCAGAAAAUCUCAGGGAAUAUAAAGUCUGUGGAUGUGAGGGAACCAGCCUACAGGCCUGUUAAGCGAGAAUUGCGAGGUCCUGACUUUUGCAAACCAACUCGACUUGAUAUGCUGCUGGACAUGCCGUCAGCUUCUCGAGAAGUUCAGCUCAAACAUGCUUGGAAUAAUGAAGACCGUUCUCUGAACAUUUUUGUAAAAGAAGAUGACAAGGUAACCUUUCACAGACAUCCAGUAGCCCAGAGCACAGACUGUAUCCGAGGUAAAGUUGGGUAUACUCGAGGCCUUCAUGUCUGGCAGAUCCACUGGCCUACAAGGCAAAGAGGAACGCAUGCAGUUGUUGGAGUGGCAACAUCAGAAGCUCCAUUGCAUUCUGUGGGAUACACCUCGUUAGUUGGCAGCAAUAAUGAAUCGUGGGGCUGGGACUUGGGUCGCAACAAACUAUAUCACAACAGUAAAAAUCAGCCAGGAUCAACUUACCCAGUGUUUUUGGAGCUAGAUGAAUCUUUUGUUUUGCCAGAUAGUUUCUUAGUCAUUUUGGACAUGGAUGAAGGAACGCUGAGUUUCAUAGUGGAUGGACAGUAUCUAGGUGUGGCCUUCAGAGGACUAAAAGGGAAAAAAUUGUACCCAAUAGUCAGUGCGGUCUGGGGGCACUGCGAAAUAACAAUGAGGUACAUCAAUGGACUAGACCCGGAGCCAUUGCCUUUAAUGGACUUGUGCCGAAGAUCCAUUCGCCUUUCUCUUGGCAGAGAGCGACUGCAUGAAAUAGAAACGCUACCAAUGCCGGUUUCUCUGAAGAAUUAUUUACAAUACCAGUGAUGAAUAAACUGGUACUAAAUUAAAAAAAAAUCAAUGCAAAGAGAUGGAAAGCUGCAGUUUACAUCAUAUUUUAAUCUGUGGAGGACACCGUAGUUGUUUGAAAUAGUGACUUCCAAAUAGAGUAUGUUUAGCAGAACCAGAAUUAGGAGAUUCCAUCAUCUGAAUUAAGAGAAUUAUUUCAAACAGUGUUUUAAAAAAAAAUCCUAUUUUAACAGCAAAACAGUACCUCAUUAUGAUAUCCUCUUCAUCCAGGAAGCCUUUAUAUGCAUAUGUAAUUUAGCUUGUUGUCCCUUUUAAAUUUCAUUGUUCAAAUGCAUUCUGUGAUAUUAACAAGGUAGUCGCUUGAGGAUAUCUCCUUGUAAUUGUUUUUUUCCAUUUGAAACUGAACACAAGUUAAAGAGAUUCUUGAAUUCGAUGAUCAGUUGACACACGCCAUCAAAGGGGCUAUUAAAAUAGCAAAAUGCAGAGAUAUUGGCAUGAAUACUUUCACUGUGCUAUUAAUUUUAGCAUGACUGAAUUGAGAUCUGGCUGUUCAGGUACGGUGAAAAUGUAUGCCUCUGAACCUGUAUGCAGGAGCUUCUAGUGGCAAAUUUCCUCAGGAAGCUUUGCAUGAAUUUUAAAACACUACUGGAAGAUCACACAAUAUUCAAUCUUAAAGCUCAAGUCACUUUUUUAACUGAACAAAGUUUUAGAAAAGCUUUUACUUCAUUCAGGCUUGUAAACUUUGUUUACUGCAAUGUACUGUUGUGUGUGGAAUAGUUCGUCUGUGCAGAGUAUGUGAGACUAUUAUAACACUGCUCCAUACCAGUCCUUUCACUGGUGGAGUUCAGUCAUUUCACUACUGCUCAGACCAGAACUAUUUAAGAUGCUGCUGCUUAAUUUUCUUGAAUCUGUUUUAAUAGUGUCUGCCUGAUCAAUUUAUUUAGUUUUUAAACUGGAAGUUUUUGCAUUUGUAGGGUGUCGAAUGUAAGGAUGGUGUUGCCUUCAGAGUUUUAAAUGUGAAUUCACUGAAUGACAAAGUUUCUAAUAAAGUUUACUGUCCC